Lipotes vexillifer (Yangtze River dolphin) is the source of this 2315-nucleotide messenger RNA. RefSeq names its product zinc finger protein 12 (gene ZNF12). The transcript is spliced from 4 exons. The record is from RefSeq and is a predicted model, not a curated record. NCBI's taxonomy places the organism in Eukaryota, Metazoa, Chordata, Mammalia, Artiodactyla, Lipotidae. Gene Ontology annotation, biological process: regulation of DNA-templated transcription. The annotation marks the transcript as partial. Gene Ontology annotation, cellular component: nucleus.
UUCCCAUCACGGUGCCAUUGCAGGGGCCAGUGUCAUUCACGGACGUGGCCGUGGACUUCACCCAGGAGGAGUGGCAGCAGUUGGACCCUGAGCAGAAGACAACCUACAGGGAUGUGAUGCUGGAGAACUACAGCCACCUCGUUUCUGUGGGGUGUCACAUUAUCAAACCGGAAGUUAUCACCAAGUUGGAGAAAGGAGAAGAGCCAUGGAUAGUGCGAGGAGAAUUCCUACUUCAGAGCUGCCCAGAAGAAGACUGGGAAGUCCAUGAUCUGAUAGAGGGAGCCCAGGAAAAUGAAGACAAACAUUCAAGGCAAACUGAAUCUGUCAACAACAAAACCCUGAUUGAAGAGAGAGAAUAUAUUAGUAGUGAUGGAAGCUAUGCAAGAAUGAAGCCAGAUGAAUGUAGUGCAUGUGGGAAAUCACUUCUCCAUGUUAAGCUUGAAAAAACUCAUCCAGGAGAUAAACCUUAUGAAUUUAAUCAAAAUAGGGAGGCUUAUACUCUAAAUGAAGGAAGUAUUUAUCAGAACAUUCAUAUUUUAGAGAAACCCUUUGAAUAUAUGGAAUAUCAGAAAGCCUUUCAAAAGGGUACAGUGUUUGUUAAUCAUAUGGAGAGGCCCUACAAGUGGAACGAAUCUGAAAUAGCCUUUCUCCAAAUGUCAAACCUCAGUGUGCACCAGAGAGCUCAUAUGGAAGUGAAGCCCUAUGAAUGCAAUGCAUGUGGGAAAUCCUUCUGUAAAAAGUCAAAAUUUAUUAUACACCAGAGGACUCAUACAGGAGAGAAACCUUAUGAAUGUAACCAAUGUGGGAAAUCCUUCUGCCAGAAGGGAACACUCACUGUACAUCAGCGAACACACACAGGGGAGAAGCCCUAUGAAUGUACUGAAUGUGGGAAAACUUUCUACCAGAAGUUACACCUCAUUCAACAUCAGAGAACUCACUCAGGAGAGAAGCCCUAUGAAUGUAGUUAUUGUGGAAAAUCAUUUUGCCAGAAGACACAUCUCACACAACACCAGAGAACACAUUCAGGAGAGAGACCCUAUGUUUGUCACGACUGUGGAAAAACCUUCUCCCAGAAGUCAGCACUUAAUGACCAUCAGAAAAUUCACACAGGUGUGAAACUCUAUAAGUGCAACGAGUGUGGGAAAUGUUUCUGCCGCAAGUCUACUCUGACUACACACCAGAGGACACACACAGGAGAGAAACCCUACGAAUGCAAUGAAUGUGGGAAAUUCUUCUCUCGGUUGUCGUAUCUCACUGUACAUUACAGAACUCAUUCAGGAGAGAAGCCCUAUGAAUGUAAUGAAUGCGGGAAAACCUUCUACCUGAACUCAGCCCUCAUGAGACAUCAGAGAGUCCACACAGGAGAGAAGCCCUAUGAAUGUAAUGAAUGUGGAAAGUUAUUCUCCCAGUUGUCAUACCUCACUAUACAUCAUAGAACUCACUCAGGAGUGAAACCCUAUGAAUGUAACGAAUGUGGGAAGACCUUCUACCAGAAUUCAGCCCUUUGUAGACAUCGGAGAAUACAUAAAGGAGAGAAGCCCUAUGAAUGUUACAUAUGUGGCAAGUUCUUCUCUCAGAUGUCAUACCUCACUAUACAUCAUAGAAUUCAUUCUGGAGAGAAGCCCUAUGAAUGUACUGAAUGUGGGAAAACCUUCUGCCAGAAUUCAGCCCUUAAUAGACAUCAGAGAACACACACAGGAGAGAAAGCCUAUGAGUGUUUUGAAUGUGGGAAGUUUUUCUCUCAGAUGUCAUAUCUCACUAUCCAUCAUCGAAUUCAUUCAGGAGAGAAGCCUUUUGAAUGUAACGAAUGUGGGAAAGCCUUCUCUCGGAUGUCAUACCUUACAGUACAUCAUAGAACUCAUUCAGGAGAGAAGCCCUAUGAAUGUAACGAAUGUGGGAAAAAAUUCUACCACAAAUCAGCCUUCAAUAGCCAUCAGAGAAUUCACAGGAGAGGGAAUAUGAACGUACUUGACGUGGGAAGGCUUCUCUGAAGUCACACCUCAUUUAAUGUCACAACCCUCAAUAUUCCUACCAUCCUAAGACAGAGAGUUCACACAGGUGAGUGUGGACAAGCCUUCGAGCAUUAGUCGGACUUGGAAUUUGGAAGUUCACAACUGUAACUAGGCCCCAUGAUGGGUUGACAGGAGUAAAAAUUUAUUGAUACUUAAAUUGUACACAGUUUCACCAUGGAUUCAAACUGUUUCACAUAUCAGGGAAUUCAGACCAAGGGAAAAAUCUCUCAACUUAAGGAAUGUGGAGAACAUAAUCUGUUGGAAAUUAUGAAUACUGAAAGUUAUGUUUCUGAUAAAACACAC